This is a messenger RNA of Manduca sexta (tobacco hornworm), 1307 nucleotides long. Its product is annotated as prostamide/prostaglandin F synthase. The transcript is spliced from 7 exons. Lineage: Eukaryota; Metazoa; Arthropoda; Insecta; Lepidoptera; Sphingidae. Bases 120 to 737 code for a protein of 205 amino acids. The record is from RefSeq and is a predicted model, not a curated record.
CUUCCUGUCAAGUGUCAUCAGUCUGCUAACUGUUGUCAUUUACGGUACAUUUAGAUCUGGUUAGCGGUUUUCGGCAUUUUUUUCAAACUAAACUUUUAUUUCUUCUGAAUACACAAAAAAUGUCCUCAGAUAUAACAGAAAUUGGCGCUCAGAAAGUAAAAAGCAUUGCAAAUGGAGAGGUAGUAGAGUUGAAGUCGUUCUGGGAGAACCAGAAUGUCGCUAUCAUCUUCUUCCGCCGUUGGGGAUGCAUGUUCUGCCGGCUUUGGGCUAAAGAGUUGGGCGACAUAAAGCCUGUUUUGGACAAACACAACAUUAAGCUAGUCGGGAUCGGAGUUGAGGAGGCGGGCUCGAAAGACUUCGUCGACGGAAAGUACUUUGAUGGCGAUUUAUACUACGUGGAGAAUAUUUCUACGUACCAGCUGUUGGGUUUUAAACGGUUCAACCUGGUCACCAUACUGACUUCACUAUUCUGGAAGCAGUCGAGGGAAGCUAUGGUCAAGGGACGGGCUAUGGGCCUAGAAAACGAUCUAAUUGGUGACGGAUUACAAAAUGGCGGCGCGUUUAUAAUAAAAGAAGGCGGGAAAACAAUAUAUCACUUCGUGCAAAUGGCGCCGGCUGAUUAUUUCACUGGCGCGGAUAUAUUGAAGCACUUCGGCUUGGAGAACGAAUACAAUCCGGAGACAAUGGCCAACAAAAAACCCGAACCUGCAGAAUGCACUACAGAAGCUAAGCCUUAACUGGAGAGCAUUGCUGAAGGAUCGCGCGCUGGCACCGAUCCACACAAUAUGGACAGAGAGGCGAUGUAAACGCACUUGGGUUUAGUUUGGUAUCCAUUGAUGGUUUUGUUUUAUUUAUAUGAUAUGUAUUUGUAUUUGGAGGCUAUGAUACGUCGGCGAUGGAUUCGACGUUAAUAAAAAAGAUAGAGUAUUUUUGGAAUAUAAAAAAUUGCACAGCAAUAAUAGGGUUAUAUAAAAAUUGUUAAAUUAAACGUAUUUAGGAUAGUGAUGGGUCAAAUAUGACCCGGUAAUGGAAUGUAUGGGUAAUUUUUGACCCAUUUGUAAUUGUUUUUAAUGGAUAGCAAAGCUAAAUAUGGUCAAAUUUGCAAUAUAAUGAGAGUGGUAAAGUUGGUUAAAAAUGGUUUUCAUACCAUUAUUUUUCCUAUGGAACUUAAAUUAUUAGUAGGAUAAAAAAAUGCUGUAAAUUUUAAAUAAGAAUGUUUUUUUCAAACGAUUUAUAAUGAGGCUGAGAAACCUGCAUAUGGUAAAAAGCGGGUUUAUGAAAAAAAGAGGCUUACUGUUACUAGAAAG